CCCAACCCAAGGCCUUCGCUGUCCCUAGUGACCCCCAAGCAGCCCGGUGUCCUCUCUCCCCGAGAGCCCGUUCCUGGAGCUCACAGUAGGACUGAGGAUCUCCUGACAGAUAGGAUCUAGAAUUAGCAACUAUGAGUUCCCCUCUGGCCUCACUUUCCAAGAUUCGGAGGGUGCCUCUGCAGUCGGAUGUCCAAAACACAGGGAGGCGAUCAUUGCCUUCUCGGAUGAAAGUCUUUGGUGAGGAAGAGGAUGACUUGUCAAAUGAUGGACCUAGUUCAGAAGAUAGGAUUCCAGGCUGCACCAGAGAAAAGCCCUUCCUUCUGGGAAGAUCUGGGUCCCUGCCCUAUGACGUGGGCCUGGUCUCCUCUUUGGUGAAGAGGUUAACUGAACUGGAACAAAAGGUGAAGAAGCAGGCUGAAGAAAUCAACUUCAAGGACCAGUGGAUCAAAAGCCUCAAGUUGAAAAUCAAAAGCCUGCAGCCAGACAAAGAAGAUCGAAGAAGUUUAACCCGUACAGAAGAACUGGAAGCCAAGUGUCAGCACCUUCAGAAUCAGGUCCAUGAAAUGGAGCGAUUUCUGAAUGACUAUGGACUGGAGUGGGUAGGAGAACCAUCAGAGACCGAAAUGGAGAUGGAAACGGACUUAGAGGCAGAGAAGUGGACACUCAAAAAACUCUGGAAGCCAGGAGAAUCCACGGUGCCUGCUCCCACGGUGGACUGUGAUGAGCUGCUGGAGAACCUCCGAGAUCUGAGCCUGCUGGCCGGGGAGGGGCAGUCCUUGGUACACACCUCAUCCAGCAUGGCGAUGCUCAAGACCCCAGAGCCAGUGCCCCUGACGUUAUAUCAGAAUGGGAUCAUCAUGUUCAACGGGCCCUUCCGCCCCUUCUCAGAUGUCUCCACACAGCAAUGCAUCCAGGACAUCUUAGAUGGCUUCUUCCCUUCAGAGCUGAAGAAAAUUUACCCCAGUGGAGUCCCUUUCCAGGUGACAGACCUGCGCAAUGUGGUCUACCAGGAGAAGCAACUUCCUGAGGUCUUCUCAGGCCCCGGGUAUGUGAUAGGAAGAAUGAAUUCUAAGGAGACCAAGAAGCUGAAUGACCAGUCAGCAACCAACAACCCCUUUCCUUUCAUGGGGAACUCCUCCCAAACUUCCACAAUCACCAAAGAGCGGUUUCUGAAAAAGCUUCCUAAAUUUGUGAUCCGCCACGGGGAGGUGAUUGAAGUCCGGGAACCCAUCCGGGAAACGCUGGAGGGCUGCUCAGGGCCCCAGGAGAUCUUGGUGGAGACUGAGAGGCUGAGGCAGUCCUCCCUGGAGGUUCCCACCGCCACUCUACGGAUCAAGUCUGAGGAUGGGGAGCAAACAUUCGUGCUGCCCCUGUCGCCUGCAGACACCAUUGGGGAGGUCAGACAGUACCUUGCCCAGGCCAGGGACAUGGACCCAGCCACAUUUGAAAUCUUCACUGUCUUCCCACCCACCGUGUACACAGAUGAUUCAAAGACACUGCAGGCCUGUGGGCUGGUGCCCAAUGCCAUCCUGCUUCUUCGGCCCCCCAGGACUCCACACCCAGCUCCCAGUCUCUAAUAAAACACAUUUCCCCAUCCACUUUGGGGACUCUGAAA
Molecule: messenger RNA, 1615 nt
Organism: Phascolarctos cinereus (koala)
Lineage: Eukaryota; Metazoa; Chordata; Mammalia; Diprotodontia; Phascolarctidae
Gene: UBXN11
Product: UBX domain protein 11
Biological process (GO): proteasome-mediated ubiquitin-dependent protein catabolic process
Molecular function (GO): ubiquitin binding
Source: RefSeq, a predicted model, not a curated record